AUGAGCUUAAAAACCUUUACGCGUGAAGAAGUUAGUCGCCAUGCUUCCGAAAACGAUCUUUGGAUCAUUAUUGAUGCUUGUGUUUAUGACAUGAGCCGUUUUGUGGAUUUGCAUCCUGGUGGUGCUUAUCCCAUUCUCGAAUUUGCCGGUAAAGAUGCCACGGAAGACUUUUACGGUCUUCACAGACAAGAAGUGCUCGUGAAAUACGCUCGCUACAAGAUUGGCACCGUCGCCAAUGAAGAGCCCAAAUAUGAAAUUCGUCAAGCUGGUGCCCUUUCCAAGGUGCCUUACGCUGAAUCCAGUGCUUGGAUGGGCUUCAAGUCGCCCUAUUUCAAGGAAUCUCACUUCCGCUUCCGAGUGGCGGUCCGCGAAAUUCUGGAUGGCAUGGCUCUGGAAGCUCGUCGCUUUGAAGAUGAAGGUGUCAAGCCCACUGAUGAAUUCGUUCGCACCCUCGGUGAAGCUGGUAUUUUGGCCGCCAAUAUCGGUCCUGGACCUCACUUGAAGGGCAUCAAGUUGCCCGGCGAUGUCAAGCCCGAAGAAUACGAUUACUUCCACGAAAUGAUUGUUCACGAAGAGAUGGCUAGAUGGGGCGUGCGCGGUACUGAUGAUGGUCUUAUUGGCGGUAUGGUGAUUUCCCUUCCUACCGUUCUCAAUUUCGGUUCUGCUGCGCUCAAAGCCAAGAUUGUUCCUGAAGUGUUAUCUGGUAAGAAGCGAAUGUGCUUGGCCAUCACCGAACCUUAUGCUGGCUCCGAUGUGGCUCGCAUCCGCACCACCGCCACCCGCACUCCCGAUGGCAAAUACUACAUUGUGAAUGGUGUGAAGAAAUGGAUCACCACCGGACGUUGGGCCGAUUAUUUCUCGGUGGCUGUCAAGACCGACAAAGGCAUGUCGAUGCUUUUGAUUGAACGUGGUGAGGGCGUUGAAACCAAAGCUAUUAAGACUUCUUAUUCCCCAAGCGCCGGUACCGCUCUUGUGAUCUUUGAAAAUGUGAAAGUGCCUGUUGAAAACUUGUUGGGCAAGGAGAACCACGGUUUCCAAGUCGUGUUAUCCAACUUUAACCACGAACGUUGGGUGAUGCUUACCGGAGCCUCGAUGGGGGCUCGUUUAGCGGUUGAAGAAUGCUUCAAAUGGGCCAAUCAACGAAAGGUCUUUGGUAAGCGAUUGAUCGAUCAACCUGUGAUCCGCAACAAGUUGGCCAAGAUGGUGGCUUCCGUCGAAAGUGUCCACAACUGGAUCGAAAACAUUACGUAUCAGAUGUGCCACAUGGAUUACUUUGAGCAGGCGGAAAAAUUGGCGGGUCCUAUUGCAUUGUGCAAAUACCAAUCGACCCGCAUGUUGCAUGACGUUUCUGAUGAAGCAUGCCAAAUCUUUGGUGGAAGAGCUCUUACCAAGACCGGUAUGGGAAGAGUUAUUGAAACUAUGCAAAGAACCUACAAGUUCUCGGCUAUCCUUGGCGGUGCCGAAGAGAUCAUGGCCGAUCUUGGUAUUCGACAGGCCAUGAGAAAGUUCCCCAACGCCAGACUCUAA
This is a messenger RNA of Radiomyces spectabilis, 1527 nucleotides long. Its product is annotated as acyl-CoA dehydrogenase/oxidase. The record is from RefSeq and is a predicted model, not a curated record. The transcript has 9 exons. Lineage: Eukaryota; Fungi; Mucoromycota; Mucoromycetes; Mucorales; Radiomycetaceae. Bases 1 to 1527 code for a protein of 508 amino acids. Gene Ontology annotation, molecular function: flavin adenine dinucleotide binding; oxidoreductase activity, acting on the CH-CH group of donors; heme binding.